Cylindrotheca closterium is the source of this 1527-nucleotide messenger RNA. The record is from the annotation of a GenBank genome assembly. NCBI's taxonomy places the organism in Eukaryota, Bacillariophyta, Bacillariophyceae, Bacillariales, Bacillariaceae.
AUGAAAGUCCUCUCAUUGCUGUGGCUGUCAACGGUAUCCGCAUUUACAGUACAUAAAGGGUUUGCAAGCGCCAACGUCCGCAACCAUGUGCAAGCGAUCACAUCCCGACCACAUACGAGAAAUCAUCGAAUUGUCAACCCUUUGGAUACCAGAGGGUCGCCCACAGUCCGUGCAUUGACAAUUGCUAAAGCUUCCAACGAUGGACAAAUUAACGGAAUUGCUAAAGUUUCACCACCUACCCCGACUAUCAUGUCCGCAUUUCUCCUUCUGGCUUUGGAUGUUGGAUUUCGUCGACUAUUCCAAAAGCUUGCAAUCUCUUUUCCAUCUUCGCUCGGUGGGUGUUGCGCCCUUUUCAUCAGUCUCUUGACGCUACCUGGGGGAGAAAAAAUGUUCAAAAUCCUUAGUCCUGGUGCAGCAUUGCUGGCAAAGUGGCUUCCCGUAUUCUUUGUACCCAGUUUGGUGACUUUGCCUCUGGUCGGCAAUGUUGGACCUAUGUCUGAGAUUCUGAAGAUUUUUGCGGUUGUCGUUGGCGGAUUCUUUUUCACGCUGCUAUCGACAGCUGGUUCGGUAGUUGGAAUUCGCAAGAUUCUUUCGCCGGAUGCCAUUACGAAUGGUGCUGACGAAGGGAGCGAGAACGCAACUUUGAUAACGGAGGCUCCAAAGAUACCGCCAAAAGCAUUUUCAGACGAAACGACUAUUCGUCUUCGCUUGGCUUCGAUCGCGACGGGAGUUGCGGCAAUUGCUAGCAACAGGUUGAGUUCUUCUUUCGCGACCCCAAUUCGUGCAUUGUUCCUUCUAUCUGCUACGUUGCACAACUAUGUCUUUGGAGCGCGAUUACCAAGAAGUUUCAGUAAAGUUGUGCACCCCUUGGUAACUUGUACAGCACUGACUUGGGCAACAGCAACAGCAUUUGCAUCGGUUACUGGAUCAACCUUUGUUUCCAUGCUCCGUGGCUACAAGACGGGAACAUUGACACCGCUGAACUGCGGAGCUGGAGAUGUUCUUUUAUUUUUAUUGGGGCCGGCAGUUGUGUCACUCGCGAUCUCCAUGUACGAUCGGAGAAAGUUAAUGCGAGAGAACUUGACCGAGGUCGUCACUGCAAUUUCGGUAGGCUCUUUGGGCGGGUUAUUUGGAACUGCUGCAGUGGCUCGACUGUUAAGCAUUGCUAGUCCCUCUGUUCGCCUUUCACUGCUAUCUAGGAACAUCACCAGUCCAUUGGCCAUGGCAAUUGCAGGGAUCCUGGGGGGAGAUGUGUCACUGGCAGUUGCCAUGGUUGUUGUUACCGGCUUGAUUGGUGCCAACUUUGGGGCUAGCAUUUUGGAUGCAGUCGGUAUCAAGGAUUCUGUUGCAAGAGGACUUGGAAUUGGCACUGCCGCUCACGGCUUGGGGACAGCUGCCAUUGUCAACGAAAAGGACGCCUUCCCCUUCAGUGCCAUUGCCAUGGCUUUGACAGCCUCGGCAUGCACUUGUCUGGUUUCAAUUCCAGCUCUCAAAAGACUGCUAAUACAGCUAGCUCUAGGGGUAUAA